Dissoconium aciculare CBS 342.82 is the source of this 535-nucleotide messenger RNA. RefSeq lists its product as uncharacterized. The coding region runs from base 94 to 486 and encodes 130 amino acids. Lineage: Eukaryota; Fungi; Ascomycota; Dothideomycetes; Mycosphaerellales; Dissoconiaceae. The transcript has a single exon. The record is from RefSeq and is a predicted model, not a curated record.
GCCACAGCGUGUGAUGAUUGAGAGAUUGCUCGGUUUGCACGCAGACUAGGCGCUGUCGUGCCACUCGGCUUUCCUCCAUGAUGCCAUCCGUGGAUGAUGGCUGGGAGGCACUUGGCAUCAUCACUCCAUCAUGAUCAACACAUCUUCAUGGAAAGACGCGCGGACAGUCGGGUGUUGACAUCAGACGUCCAAGUAUGGACUGCGCCUGAACGUGGUGCCGCAUGUCUUGUAGUAUGUAUACCCGUACGGCAUGUACAUGACAGUAUAUGGCACGACCAGGAAGGGAUCCAAACCAGACCGCGCAUCGCUCGUAUGGCGAUGGAAGAUCAAAUGACAAUCUGUUCGCCUCAGGCCUCACUAUGCUCUGCCGUUAUGCAACCGCUAUUGGAAUUCUGGGCGGGAAAGCGAGAUUGGAUGAGAAACUCCGCGGCCGUUCCCUGCUGCAACGUCGAGUACCCUCACGUACCCAUCCAUCUUUCUUUCUGACCGCAGGUGCGUGCACAAUCCUACUACUGUCUGUGCUGUUGGCUGCAAG